AUAUAAGAGUGGCAGUUGGAAGCAGACGGUGGGUAACGGGUCAGAAGCGGUGUGAGAAAGCCGAGGAGCGAAGGCGGCUGGCGUUCUCAGCCGUACUUGGCCCGGACUUCUCGUCGUCAUGCUCCGAUGUGGCAGCGCCGCCGUGGCGGGGUUGGGGCAGAAGCUGGCACCUUUGGUACAGACUCUAAGCGUCCGUGGCCCGAAGCAGAAGAACCGGCUUCCAGGCACCCUGUUGCAGCUAUGGCAUACUCCUGUAAAAAUCCAGUUGACAAGACAGAUGACCAGCUCUAGUGCUUCAGGGAACAAAAUCGAUAAAUCGAUGUUAGCCAUUGUUGUGGGCUUAUCAACCAUGGGAGCUGGUGCAUAUGCCUAUAUGACUGUGAAAGAGGACCAAAAGAGAUACAAUGAAAGAAUGUCAGUAUUAGGACUGACCCCCGAAGAAAAACAGAGACGGGAUAGCUUAACGGCACCAGAGAGAGAGAUGGCUGCCCAACUCAGAGCGCCCACUCAUGCUCCUUUCCUGCUGAUUGGCGGAGGCACAGCAGCAUUUGCUGCCGCUAGAUCCAUUCGAGCUCGUGACCCUGGGGCCAGGGUCUUAAUUAUCUCAGAAGAUCCUGAACUACCAUACAUGCGCCCCCCUCUUUCAAAAGAGCUGUGGUUUUCAGAUGACCCAAAUGUUAUAAACACACUUCGCUUCAAACAGUGGAAUGGAAAAGAAAGGAGCAUUUAUUUCCAGCCACCCUCUUUCUACGUUUCUGCUCAGGACCUGCCUUACAUUGAGAAUGGUGGUGUAGCUGUCCUCACCGGCAAGAAGGUGGUACAGCUGGAUGUGAGGGACAACUUGGUGAGACUUAAUGACGGCUCUCAGAUAACUUUUGAAAAGUGCUUGAUUGCAACAGGAGGCACUCCAAGAAAUCUUUCAGCUAUUGAUAGGGCUGGACCAGAGGUAAAGAGUAGGACAACGCUUUUCAGAAAGAUUGGAGAUUUUAGAGCCUUAGAGAAGAUUUCAAGAGAGGUCAAGUCGAUUACAGUUAUUGGUGGAGGCUUCUUGGGUAGUGAACUGGCCUGUGCCCUUGGCAGAAAAGCUCGAAUUAUGGGCACAGAAGUUAUUCAGCUCUUCCCUGAGAAAGGAAAUAUGGGGAAGAUCCUCCCAGAGUACCUCAGCAACUGGACCACAGAAAAAGUCAGACGAGAGGGAGUUAACGUAAUGCCCAAUGCAGUCGUGCAGUCAGUAGGUGUCAAAAGUGGCAAGUUGCUUAUCACACUAAAAGAUGGAAGGAAGGUAGAAACUGAUCACAUUGUUGCAGCUGUGGGCUUGGAGCCCAAUGUUGAAUUGGCCAAGACCGGUGGCCUGGAAGUUGAUUCUGAUUUUGGGGGUUUCCGGGUAAACGCAGAGCUCCAGGCACGCUCUAACAUCUGGGUGGCAGGAGAUGCUGCGUGUUUCUAUGACAUCAAGUUAGGGCGGCGACGGGUAGAGCAUCAUGACCAUGCUGUUGUGAGUGGAAGAUUAGCAGGAGAAAAUAUGACCGGGGCUGCCAAACCAUACUGGCAUCAGUCAAUGUUCUGGAGCGAUCUGGGCCCCGAUGUUGGGUAUGAAGCUAUUGGUCUUGUGGAUGGUAGUUUGCCCACAGUUGGGGUUUUUGCCAAGGCUACUGCAAGAGACACACCAAAAUCAGCAACUGAACAAUCAGGGACUGGUAUCCGUUCAGAAAGUGAGACAGAGUCAGAGGCUUCUGACAUCGAGAUCCCUACCAGCGAUGAAGUGACCCCAGAGGACUCCGUUACAGGGGAGGACUUCGGCAAAGGUGUCAUCUUCUAUCUCAGGGACAAAGUUGUGGUGGGAAUCUUACUGUGGAACAUCUUUAACCGGAUGCCAAUAGCAAGAAAGAUCAUUAAAGAUGGAGAAGAACAUGAAGAUCUUAAUGAAGUAGCCAAACUCUUCAACAUCCACGAAGAUUGAAGUCUGAAAUAAGUGAAGAAGCAAGUGAAACUUGGGAAUAAGAAGCAAUGGACAGCAAUAGCAAGACAACACUUUAUAUCCAGUUUAAACCCCCCUCCCCAGGUUUUUUUUGUCCAUAUGUAGCCCAAGACUGUUGUAAAUGGUGUAGAAUCCUGAAAAACUCUGAAGUUAUUUGCACCUUGAAAUAAAGUUGGUCUCUUCUCAAUUUGUUAAUGUUCUGUUUUUAAAAAGAUAAAAAGAAAGAGGAAAGGAAGGGAAGGUGGGCAUACAGAUGAAAGCUUCCAUAGUAGCUCCUGGAAGAUUAUUGGGACCGACUCCAACUAUGGGUCUGGUCUUAUUCGAUUAGGUAGUUUGUUUAUGUAUUCAUUUUUGAUUGGCCAAAUCUGCCUUUUCACCUUCCCAUCCCAAUGACCCUUACCCUCCCGUUGGGAACCCAAGAAAAACAAAAGCCCAUUAUAAACACGGGAGAGUCGAUUUCCAUGUUGGCCAUAUAAAAAAAAAUUGUCUCACUCUGCCCUCUGAGCCAUUUAUUUACCUCUCAGGAGGUGAGUAGCAUCAUUAGUGCCCUGGAAUCAUGAUUGCUCAUUACACUGAUAAGAGUUCAGAGCAAAAAUAUUCUACCACAUUUAAAAGCCAUAACUUUAGCCAUUCUCUAUUUUGUGGAUACUCCCUCAGGUUCCCAUUUUUACCACCACAAAAAGGACUAAAUGUUUUUGUAUACCUUGAGUUUGUUUUGCACAGUACUAAUUUGCCCUUCCCUUUUCCCUUUGUCUUCUAUUUCUCUGUUAAGUGAAAUAAAUGUAUUUCUGUACUCAG
This is a messenger RNA of Sarcophilus harrisii (Tasmanian devil), 2776 nucleotides long. RefSeq names its product apoptosis inducing factor mitochondria associated 1 (gene AIFM1). Gene Ontology annotation, cellular component: mitochondrion; cytoplasm. Lineage: Eukaryota; Metazoa; Chordata; Mammalia; Dasyuromorphia; Dasyuridae. Gene Ontology annotation, molecular function: protein dimerization activity; FAD binding; NAD(P)H oxidase H2O2-forming activity. The record is from RefSeq and is a predicted model, not a curated record. The coding region runs from base 119 to 1960 and encodes 613 amino acids. Gene Ontology annotation, biological process: apoptotic process; mitochondrial respiratory chain complex assembly. The transcript is spliced from 16 exons.